Molecule: messenger RNA, 945 nt
Organism: Ambispora gerdemannii
Lineage: Eukaryota; Fungi; Glomeromycota; Glomeromycetes; Archaeosporales; Ambisporaceae
Source: the annotation of a GenBank genome assembly
AUGGAAAAAACCUAUGACCAUUAUUCCGACACAACCAAAUCACUUCUCGCCGAACUAGCAGACCUAGUUCACGCUCUUACCUUCCAAGAUGGAUCCGACGACGAACUAGUCGGACGCAUCCAACAAUGGACCAUCACAAAAAAUACCACAUCCAAACAUCUCUUCAAACUUUUACGAAACAGCAUUCACAUACCACAAUACGCUUGUCUCCUCGCCUUCUUUUACAACUAUUCAAUCGGUACUAAGUAUAAUCCACGUAAAACACUAAAAUAUUAUCAGUUAGCUGCGGACAUGGGCGACGGGUUUGGGGCAAAUCAAACAGGAAUGUGUUAUGGAUGGGCUAUCGGUGUUAAGCAGUGUGAUUUGCGAAUGGAAAUUCGGUAUUAUCGUAUUUCUGCAGAGUUGGGUCAUCCGCAGGGACAGUCAAAUUUGGCGCACGUGAUAAAGAGAAGAGAUGUCCCCGAGUUUUGUGAUAAGCGUGAAGUGUUGUUUUGGUAUCUGAAGGCUACAGAGACUGGGUACCCAGCUGCGUUUUCGUACGUCGCAGAUUGUUAUAAAAAUGGGUAUGGUACUAUGGUGGAUUAUCACAUGAUGCUUCGUUGGUAUACAAAGUAUUUGAAGAAAAAGAGUGUCGUAACUGGCUUGGAUUUCCUUUAUACAAAGUUAUUAGAAAUUAUAACAUCCAAAAAUAAAGCCACGCCAAAUGGUCAAAAGCGUAAACCGAAACGCUUAAAGGGGACACUACGGAAUACCCGAUGUUCUCGAGAACAACAAUUUGCUCUUGCUAAGAAUAUAGUAACCUCUACGUUCCAAUAUUUAUUAAAAGAUUCUGACACACAAGAUAGACGGAUUCGUUAUCGUGAGAAAUUAAGGAACUUUACAACCGGCGCGCAAAAUUCCUGGAGAAGCAAUUCGAAAGUGGAGGAUAAUUUCCCAACAAGUUGA